Messenger RNA from Pyricularia grisea, 1791 nucleotides. RefSeq lists its product as uncharacterized. The coding region runs from base 1 to 1791 and encodes 596 amino acids. The transcript has a single exon. The record is from RefSeq and is a predicted model, not a curated record. NCBI's taxonomy places the organism in Eukaryota, Fungi, Ascomycota, Sordariomycetes, Magnaporthales, Pyriculariaceae.
AUGAAUCCUCGACGUCUUCUCGGUGCAUUUGGAGCACUUUGGCUCGCCGCUAGUGCUAAUGCGGCGGUCAUGAGCCCUCGUGCCGACACCGUCGACACUGCCAGCCUUGACCUGCUUACCAAAGGAGCCGACGCGCAGGUGCAGUCUGUCAUUGACACCAAGGCUUCAGCCCUUCGUGGCGAACCCCGUCCUUUGACUCGUCAGGUUCGCAGACUCGUCACACCUUUUGUGUGGUCUCAGUCGACCUAUCAUCAUGACGAGUCUUUGAUCCCACACAUCGAAGAGAUGCUCGCCAUGCUCGUCCAGCGCCAGCACGACGACGGGACAUUUAGUGGUGGAAACCGCCACUCGCCCCCUGAUACUGGCUUUCUCAUUGAAGACUUUGGAAUUAUGGAAACUAUCCUCUCGCGAGACCAACACCCCGCUUCGACUCGCAUGGCAGAAACCAUCCGUCUCAUCCUUACCAAAGCCGGUCCUGGCAUGGCCAAGGGCGGUGUUCACACACCCAACCACCGCUGGAAGAUUUGCUCUGCUCUUGCACGCAUCUACAAGGUGACUGGAGAGGAGAGCUACGUCGACCGAAUCGACGAGUGGCUCGCUGAGGGAAUCGACCAGGACGCCGACGGUAUCUACUCGGAGCGCAGCCCCAUCUAUUACGGUGCCGUGUCCAACCCGUCGCUUCUCGCCGUUGCUCACAUCCUGAACCGCACCGACCUGAUUUCAUACGUUCGCAAGAACCUCGAGCUCAACAUUCAGCACUCCGAGCCAAACAGCGAGCCCGAGGUCGUCCACUCGCGCCGCCAGGACCAGAGCCAAGCCAAACGCGAUCUGCAGGACUUUUACGUCCAGUACCGUGAGCUUGCUCUCCUCGACAACAAUGGCCGCUUCGCUGCCAUGGCAAAUGUGAUCGAAAAGGUCGGUGGAUUGAACCUAGGCGAUUUUCUCGCCGAUGUUGUCGAGCGGCAAGAGCUUAUGCAGCAGCUACCUGCAGAGGAGCAGCCUUUUGUCGACUUUGAGAAACUCUACAGCGGUGCGGGCCUUGUCCGCGCCCGUCGUGGGAAGUUGACUACUACCGUUUUCGGUGGCACCGAUUGGUAUAGCAAUGGCGAGGAGACCGAGUUCUUCAACCGCAUCGGCUCCGGUCUAUCUACCAACCCCACGCUUUUCCGAGCCUGGAACGGUGGCCUGGUGCUUGAGGGUGUACGCGUCGUGUCGGACUUUUUCUCCAUGGGCCACUUCCGGUCCAACGGUAUCUCGUUUGCCGACGGCGUGAGCAAGCUGGGCAAUGAGCUCAAGAUCCCAUACUACCUCCCGAUCGCACCCGAACUCCGUGACCAGAACGGCACCUACAAGAUGUCGAGGUCCGUAGAUGGGCGCUUCUACUCGGCGCUCGACUUUGGGAACCGGCCCACCAGCACGCGAGACCUCAAAACGGACAUCACCAUUUCACCAACGGAUACAGGUUACGAUCUUGUCUUUGAUGUGACUGGAGAGGCCGACGUCGGUGUGACAAUCGAGGUAACAUUCCGCCCGGGUGGGACGCUCGAGGGAGCCGAGGAGUUGGUAGAUGAGAACGGCGUCACGACGUACCACCUUGUCGAAGGACAGGGCAAGUACAGUCUGGGCAACGACACCAUCACAUUCGGCCCUGGCAACGGCGAUGGCGUUAUUGAUACCAGCGCCGGUGAGCAAUACAGCUGGCCUGGUGGUAACCUCGUUUUGACGGGCCACCGCGUGUUCAUCACUGGCACGUCUCCCAUGAAAUACACGCUGAAGCUGGGAUUUGCAUAG